This is a messenger RNA of Acanthamoeba castellanii str. Neff, 873 nucleotides long. RefSeq names its product DNA ligase III, putative. Bases 1 to 873 code for a protein of 290 amino acids. NCBI's taxonomy places the organism in Eukaryota, Discosea, Longamoebia, Acanthamoebidae. The transcript is spliced from 2 exons. The record is from RefSeq and is a predicted model, not a curated record.
AUGAGUGAGUUCUUUGCGUUUCCACGAACGCCCCACAUGGCGGGCAGCGCGGUGGUGGACGACGACCAGGUGGUGGACGAGAACGCCCUGCGGUACCUGCUCGCGGACGACGACGGCGAAGACGGGAUGGCCAUCGUGGUGCAGGAGAAGAUGGACGGCACCAACGUGAGCCUCUACUUUGAAGACGAGUGGUGCCCCGUCCUCCAGAAGCGCUCUGGCAUCAUCACCUCUGGCGAGAAAGCGCAGUACGACGUGUUCCGCGAGUGGGUGUACGAGCGGAUGGACGAGCUCUACGCGCUGCUGGGCAAGCGCCAGUACGUCCUGUUCGGCGAGUGGCUCUGGUGCCAGCACGCCGUCCACUACGACCGCCUGCCGUCCUACUUCCUGGGCUUCGACCUCUUCGACAUCGCCCAACGGCGCUUCCUCUCCUACGACCGCAUGCAGCGCAUACUUGAUGGGCGCGUUCCCGUCGUGCCCCUCCUGUGGCACUCGGGGCACGCGUCUUCUUCUUCCACGUCUUCUUCCUCCUCCUCCUCUACUUCGUCGUCGGCCCAGAGCAAAUUCGAAGAGCUCAAGAAGUGCGUGGGCCAAGAGAUGAUGAAGAAGCCGUCGGCCCAUGGCGGGGAGGUGAUGGAGGGCGUCUACGUGCGCGUAGAGCAGGGCGGGUGGGUCAAGGACCGAUUCAAGAUGCGGCGCAAGACCUUCACGGCCGGUCGCGAGGGCUUCACCACCAACAUCAAGAACAACGCCCUCCUCACCGCCGCGACAUCAUCUUCCUCAUCAGCGCCUGCACCAGAGGGCAAGACGAGCAACAAGAAGCCCACGACAGCGGCGGCGAGUGGCAAGGGAAAAGGGCGAGGAGGGAAGAAGUGA